AAGUCACUAAGGAUAUUGGAUGAAGAAGAAGCAACAGACAAUGACUUGAAAAACAAAUUUAAGGAACGUUGGCAAAGAACACCAUCAAAUGAUUUGUACAAGUCUUUGAGGGCAGAAGGAACUAAUUACCGUAAUGUACUGGAUAAAGCAGUACAAGCUGACAAACAGGUUAAGGAACGGUAUCAGUCUCAUCGAGAUACAAUUUCAUUGUUAUGUAAAUCGGAACAAGAACUUAAUGCAGCAAUUCCAUCAGCAAAUCCAGCAAAAACAAUGCAAGGCAGUGAGGUAGUUAAUAUUCUAAAAUCGUUGCUAGCUAAUCUGGAUGAAGUGAAAAAGCAGAGAGAACAACUUGAGAAUGAUCUCAAAUCAGUAAAUUUUGAUAUGACAUCUAAAUUCCUAACAGCACUAGCACAGGAUGGUGCUUUAAAUGAAGAAGCCAUUUCUGUCACAGAGUUGGAUAAUCUUUAUGGUGGUCUUACUCAUAAAGUGCAGGAGACCCUGAAAAAACAGGAGGAGUUGCUCAACAGCAUUCAGAAUUCCCAUCAGGAAUUUUCUAAGAUGAAGCAGUCAAAUAAUGAAUCCAGUCUAAGAGAAGAAGUUCUGAAGAAUUUAGCUGUAGCUAACGACAACUUUGUGGAACUUAUAGCCAACUUGAGAGAAGGCACAAAGUUCUAUAAUGAACUGACUGAAAUCCUUUUGAAGUUCCAAAACAAAUGCAGUGACAUUGUGUUUGCACGCAAAACAGAAAGAGAUGAACUUCUGAAAGAUUUGCAGCAGAGUAUUGCCAGAGAACCCAGUGCUCCUUCUUUUCCUUCUGUGCCUGCAUAUCAAACUGUCCACUCUGGAGGAAACAAGCCCCCUACAUCAUCUACUCCAACUCCAGCUCCCCGAACCAAUGUGUCUAGUAAACCGCAGCCACCAGCACGCCCUCCUCCACCAGUAAUUUCUACAGCAUCUACAGUCACUACUCCUGGUCCAGCAACCACUGGGAUAUCACCUUCUCCAGCAGGUUCUGUAGCUAAUGCAGCACCUUCACAGGCCCAGGGGCCACCUUAUCCAACAUAUCCAGGAUUUCCUGGAUAUUGCCAGAUGCCUUUGCCAUUGGGCUAUAAUCCUUAUAUGUAUGGCCAGUACAAUCUGCCAUAUACACCAUCUCCUGGGUACCCAAAUCCUGGACAAGCCCCUUAUCCAGGACCUCAGCAGCCUGGAUACCCUUAUCCACAACAGCCAUAUUAUCCACAGCAAUAACAUCAGAAAAGAAACAUUGCUUGUUAUAACUAAGAGUAAUUUGCAAUAAGCAUACUAAACCUCUAGUUCAGCUAAUGUACCUCACUGUAUUGAAAUGGUCCAUAACUUCCUUUCCUAUUAAGUGCUUCAAAAUGUCAACCUUCUCAAUUGAAUUCUGGCUAUAUCAGGCUUCUUGAGAAAGUGGCAGGCUACUACAAUAUUAAAUUAACAGAAUUAGGUUACAGUAAAAUUCAAUUUAUAUACUAAUUUACCUACACUAAAUAUUUCUUUACAUUUUCCCCAUAUAAAUAGUAAAUAAUUGAGCUAAAAAACAAAAUGGCACAAGCACUGGGAGUGAUAUAACAGUAAAUAGGAUUUCUUUCUAUAUUAUAUUGAUUUGUAUUUUGGGUUUGCUUUUAGUUACCAAUAAGUUUUGUUUAAUGGUCAAAGCAUUGUAAAUUGUAAGUGCAAAAUAAACUGCAUAGGAUAGUUUAAAAAUUAUACUUAGAUAUUUUAUAUUUGUCUAUAACUAAUGUAUGUUUUUGAAGCUAGGACACCUUCUUUGGCACUACGUUUUGAAGUUGAGAUUUCUGCGAACCAAUGAUGGUUUCUUGUAUUUAAGUUCCUGUAAUAUAAAAACAAUCUCAGAAAUCAAUAUGUUAUUCCAGAAUAAGAGAGAAAAUAAAUCAGCAUAUUUUUAUUGAA
Molecule: messenger RNA, 1932 nt
Organism: Python bivittatus (Burmese python)
Lineage: Eukaryota; Metazoa; Chordata; Lepidosauria; Squamata; Pythonidae
Source: RefSeq, a predicted model, not a curated record